UAGAGAAAGAUCUCUGUGGCUUAAAUACAGAUAAAUAAUUUUACGCGUUAUAAACUGACAGCAAUUUUUAAAUAAUAAUUAGAAAGUAACACCGCGUUCACAGAUCAAACGUUAAGCUUCUUUGCCACUAAAUUAAAUAUAAUUUAAAAAACAAUCAGUUGUUUUUUUAAUAAAAAAGUGUUAUCAGAAAUGUACUGAUAAAAAAUUAAUUAUAAAUUGCCGCUCGAUCUUAUAUUUCAUGUGAAAAUGGAGCAGGUUGAUGUAGACGACGUUCUAAUAAAGGAAAUUAAUGACAGUGUAUUAGAAAUAGAGAACAGUAAAAAGGACAGUGCAACCGAUAAUAUGGACGUUGGAAGGAUAUUGGGAAUGAUGCCCAUUUUUAUAUUACUGUUAAUAAUGUUCGUCAGAGUUGUUUUUGUCAUAUACAAAAGUAGUGGACAAAAGACGCGCACCACGCAGCAGAGGCGAACGUUCAUUGCACCUCGGCAGCGGCCGUCGGUGUCGCACGCAGAGCCUACUAUAUACGUCAGCCCAGCCAAUUUGCCCCCACCGCCCAAAUAUGAGGCGAUGGCACCACCCAGCUACGAAGAAGUGGUUGGCAUCCACUAUCCAAACUACCAGCCCCCGGUCCAACCGAUCACGCAGCCGAUUACCACUGCGUUAGCUCAGAGCUCGAAUUCGGCAGAUAACGUUACACAUAUCGAGAGCCAAACCAACGCUAGUAUCGUUCCCAGUAACGUUAUACCAUCUACCGUUAUGACUAUUACAAAUGAAAGAACAGUUGUCACAUCUUCUUCAUGAUUAAACCGAGUGUAUUAGAUUUCAAAAUAUUAAUCGACCAGUACUGCUGGUUUGGCAAUGCAUUUAUGAAGUUUGUAGGGUAAAUAAAGGCUAUGGUUAGUACUGAUAUGUGAUUUGUACGCUAGAUUGGAGCUGUUUUUCAGUACUCUGACUACUAUUAAGUUUAAAGUUGACAUAAUCAAAUUUUCCUUUUUUCAUAGACCUUUUAAAUUCCGGUAGGAGAGAACUGUAGCAAUUAAGUUUGUCAAAACUUAUUUUUUUAAAUAAGGAAAGUUAGGUUCAUGGCAUAAAAGAUAGUAGUGAUAAUAGAAACAACUAACCGAUUAGAAUCGUACAAAUGUCAUACGGAGUACCAACGGCAUAAAAAGACGGAAGUUUAACGUUUUUAUGGCGAGUAGUAACGUGUAUAGUGCGCAUAAGACUGGUAGAUCACAGGUACGCAGUCAAAUUGAAUUCGUAAACAUUUAUAUGUCUACUAUAUUACAUUUAGAUACACGCUUUAAAUAAUUUGCGCCUUUAA
Pararge aegeria (speckled wood butterfly) is the source of this 1321-nucleotide messenger RNA. RefSeq lists its product as uncharacterized. Lineage: Eukaryota; Metazoa; Arthropoda; Insecta; Lepidoptera; Nymphalidae. The record is from RefSeq and is a predicted model, not a curated record. Bases 247 to 801 code for a protein of 184 amino acids. The transcript has 3 exons.